CAGUAUUUGCUUCCUGGACUUUUAUUUUGACCAGGGGAUUUUUUUUGUAUCGCUUCCUGUGGAGGCGUCACUCCUCGUCCCACACUGCAUGAGGAAAGCGUGGUGUGCAGUGGGCAGACUUUUCUACUUUGUACAUACAUUAUUUUGUAUAUACCGUUUAUGAUGACUUCGGUGGUUGCUGACGGCGCCCGAGGAAGUCGGGACAAGAUGCAGCAACAGACCUCUCACACCUCACAGCCGCAGAAACAGAUUCAGGCCACAGCAGAACAGAUUCGUCUGGCUCAGAUGAUCGACAAAAAUGAUGCAGAUUUCGAAGGGAAGGUCAAACAGCUCAUCGAGGUCACAGGCCGAAAUCAGGACGAGUGCAUGGUGGCUCUUCACGAUUGCAACGGGGACGUCAACCGGGCCAUCAACUUCCUGUUGGAAGAGGUUCCUGCCAAGGACUCCUGGGAAACGGUGGGGAAGAAGAAAAGUGUCGGUAAAGAAGGUGUGCCAGCAGAGACAAAAGAACGAAGGGUCGACAAGGAGGGCAGGGGCCGCGGUGGUCCGAACAGACGCGGCCGUGGAGCCAUCCGCACCCAGGAAGGCCGCGCUGAGGAGAACGGGUUUGACUCGACACCAGGAGAAAGAGGAGAUCGCGGGCGUCGGGGAAGAGGGAGAGGUGUAGGGGGGCGAGGAAGAGGCCGAGCAGAUGGUGUGAACAGGUUCUCUCAGGGAAUUGGGACGUUUUACUCUCCUGAAUACACCGGCUCUGCUGAUCCUGGAGAGACGGCCAACGACACUACUGAUGGAGCAGGAAACUGGAGAAACAACUUGGAAGACUGGGCUGCAGAAGACUGGAAUGAGGACCUUUCUGAGACCAAAGUGUUCACUGCCUCCUUUGCACUUGCUUCCCAGAACCACAUAACACCUGGACAGGGGGACGAUCUGAGUUCUCUGUUGCCAAAGGGGGCAGAGGUGGACUCUGAUCUGGCCGGGUUGGAGCAGUCAUCCAGUGAACCGCUCACACAGAGCCUGGUGUUUACCAACUCCCAACAACAAAACCCGGCCCGCACACACACACACAGCUACGCCUCAGCCGCUGCCAACAGCUAUGCUUCUGCUGCUGCUGGCACCUAUGCCCACGCUGCCUCGUCAUUGGGCUCCAGACCACCUCAGCCUGAUGUACAGAAAACUGACCCAGUCAGUGUCCCUCGUAUUGCUUCUCUGUCCAGUCAGGUGCCAGUCACUCUGAACAAUGGUGGCCUCGUUGGAGAAUCCAGCUCUCCUCCCCCUGUUGUACCUGCGCCCUUAUCUUUGAUUGAACCCAAAGCUGAGAGCCCUGUUACAGUGACUUACGUGGAUCUGAAGGCCCAGCCUGACCCCUCCCCCAUCCUCAGUCAGCUGACCCAGCAACAGUCCUCCACACACCUUUCGGACCUGCCGGCUCAGGGCCGAAACCCCUCUCCCUCUUUGCCCCUUCAAGACACCAGUUCAACUGUGUUGAAACCCCUCGGAGAGACCACUGUCUCCACCAUUGCAGAAUCCCACCAGCCCAAACAACUCAGACCCCAGAGACGCAGAAUGCCUCCUCCAUCCAAAAUACCGUCUUCUGCAGUGGAGAUGCCAGGUUCUGCUGAUGUGUCUGGGUUGAAUGUACAGUUUGGUGCCCUAGAUUUUGCUUCUGAGGCUGCUGUAGAAAGCACUGGUCAAUUGGACAUAAGCAGCCAGGAGCCUGCUCCUCCUGUUGUCCAAACUCAGAGCAACCUGUACCCCAAGACGAGCACUGUCAGUGAACCAGUGGCUGGUCUUCCUCCUGCCUUACCUACAGCAACAAUGGAGCCUAGAUAUACCUCUUCCUCUCUGGGUUUACCCACAGCUCCUGCACCUUCUAUUUCCUCAAGAGUAGAAUCUUCCAGUCUGAACAAGGAGCCCAUCACCAACACUUCUGUCACCUCUAUGACUAAUGGGUUCAGUGAGGUACGGGCCUCCGGUACACAAGAUGCUGUCCUUUUGAGCACUCCACAGUCCAUGUCCACAGCACUGUCUUCUGAGAACGACAUGGUUGCUUCAUCCUUACCAUCAUCCUCCUCAUCUGCACCAGCCCCAGCACCCAGCACCGCUCUUCCCUCCCUCAGCAGUCAUGUUAGCAGUGGAAUGACAUUAGGAUCUGCUGCACCUGCCACUACUGGCCUCAAUGUGGCCAGCGAUGUCAGUGUGAGUCUGUCUGCUUUCUCAAGCUCAGUUCUCACCUCAAAUGGCCUGAGCAACUGUGUGCCAGGCCUGUCUACCAACGGCCCCUCCGCUCCGUCCACAGGGCGUUCCGCACCGCUGCAGACUACCACUACCACCUCCAGCAAAGCACCACCCAACCUGGCUCAAGGUGUUCCUCCACUGUUAGCUAAUCAGUACAUCAUGGGACCUAGUGGACUGCUUCCUGCCUAUCCCCAGAUCUACGGCUACGAAGACUUGCAGAUGAUGCAGUCUCGACUACCUAUUGAUUAUUAUGGACUGACUGCUUUCCCUGGCGCAACAACCCUUUCUGCCAGAGAUGGAGGAUUAGCGAACAACCCUUACACAGGUGACGUUACCAAAUUUGCCCGUGGUGAUGCACCCUCCCCCGCACCAAACACCAGUCUCUCGUCAGUUGCACCCUCGCAGUCUGAGCCUGGCACGGUCCCGCCUCAAACACAGGCACCACAGAACCCUGGCCAGGCCUACAUGAAUCCCCCUCUGCCCCCUGGCUAUGGCUAUACCAGCCUGCCCUACUAUGCAGGCAUGCCAGGUAUGCCCAGUGCCUUCCAGUAUGGCCCCACUGUCUUCAUGCCACCUGCCUCAGCCAAGCAGCAUGCACAGUACCAGCACCAGGCUGGUUAUGGUGGACACACCUAUGCUGCAGGUUUUGAUGACCUGUCUCAAGCUCACGCAGGAGGAGAUUAUGGGAAAGGAUAUGGCAGCAGCUCACAGUCACAAGCCAAGCCGAGCAACAACACAGGAAAAGCACCUGGAUUAUCGGGCUCUGCCAACUCCGAUCUUGGUGCAGCUGUUUACAGCAAGACGCAGUCAUUUGAUAAACAGGGUUUUCCCACGGCAACCCCAGCAACGUUCAGCCUUCCCUCUGCUUUGGGAGGCACUGGACCCCUGAACCCUGGAGGAGCCCCUGGCUAUGCCCCUGCACCUUUUCUCCACAUCAUGCCUCAUCAGCAGCCUCCUUCUCAGCUUUUACACCACCACAUGGCCCAGGACUCUCAGGCUCAGCGCAGUCAGUCCAGCAACAUGCAGAAGAGCCAAGGCAAGUCCAACUACAGCAGCUCCCCCUACUGGGCAAACUAAUUACAUACUGGAAAGCAGUCCAAAAUCUCAUUCUUCAGUCCUGCUGCUGGCUUGAUAAACAUAUAUAUAUAUAUAUGCAAACAUAUAUAUACACACAGACACACAAUCUCUCCUGGACCCUCCCCCCCCUCCUCUAAAGUUUUCCUCUACCUAUUUCUUUUGUUUUUGGUUUUUUUUUUUUCCUUCUCCAAAUUUUUUUUUCAUGUAAGAUAUUAAUGUAAGUAUUUAUAUAUACUGUAAAUGUUAAAGCCGAACAUUAGUUGUGGUCGCGCCAUUUUAUUUUUUUUGAAGGAUAUUUGCUUUUGUUUACUUUUUAAAAACUGCAAAGAUGUGGCGAGAACGGAAAACUUUUGAGGACGCUGGGGACAAAAACGACUUUGCGACGAGAGCAUGAGUUGUGCAAGAUGAGGAAGAGAAGGCGGCUAAAGAUGGAGGGUUGGAUUUCAGGGGAGGUUCAUUUUAAGGAAAUUAAAGCAUUAAAUGCUUGCCUUGUUACACAGUGGGCUAUGCCACAGUUAGAGAAAAUGUUUGCUGAUUGCUGUUCUCCUUUCCACUGGCUCAAACACACAAAGACCCACAAGUUUUAUAUUGAACUCCUGUUGCCCUCUAAAUAAAGGUUCUGAGCUAUUCA
Messenger RNA from Silurus meridionalis, 3943 nucleotides. It is a transcript of the gene ubap2b, whose product is annotated as ubiquitin associated protein 2b. NCBI's taxonomy places the organism in Eukaryota, Metazoa, Chordata, Actinopteri, Siluriformes, Siluridae. Gene Ontology annotation, cellular component: cytoplasm; nucleus. The record is from RefSeq and is a predicted model, not a curated record. Gene Ontology annotation, molecular function: protein binding. Bases 160 to 3312 code for a protein of 1050 amino acids. The transcript is spliced from 27 exons.